AGAAAGACAAGAAGCUGACCCCAGCUCUAUUCCAUGGUAUGAGUCCCUAGACCCUUAUAUGAGCUCUCUUCCUUGGGAUGAACAGGUAGAAUUAGAGGAAAAGCGAUUGGAAGAAAUGGAGAAUGAAAAUCUUAUGAACAGAGAAAAGAUUAAGAUCCUGACAGAAGAAAAUGAGAGAAAGAGCGCUGAAUUAGAAAAAUUAUCCUACCAGCUUCAGGAAAGGAAAAGUAUUAUUGAGGAGAAACAAUGGGCUCUCCAAGAUAAGAAGAAUCACAAGCUCCAAGAAAAGCUUGAUGGAGCUCUGGAAAAAAUUCAAGAUCUGCUCCAAAAGGAGAAAAAAGAGAGCAUUAAAGGGGAUAAAAUGCUCAAGAAGAAUCAGGAGCUCCAAGAAAAGCUUGAUGGAGCUCUGGAAAAAAUUCAAGAUCUGCUCCAAAAGGAGAAAAAAGAGAGCAUAAAACAGGAAAACAUGGUCAAGAAGAAUCAGGAGCUCCAAGAGAAGCUUGACGAAGCUCUGGAAAAACUGGAAGAAAUCCACCAAGAAGAGAAGCAACAGUCCACACAGCAGAGAGACCUGCAGAGCAAACUCCAAGCCAUGGAGGAAAAAUACAAAGCGCUGCAGGUGAAACGUGAUAAAACUCUGCACAAAAGUCAACAGUUGCUUCAAGACAAGAAGCAAAUGGAAAUGAAACAGAAAGAAAUGGACUCCAAGCUUGACGAGAUGGAGGAAAAACACAGAUUGCUCCAAAUCAAGCUUGAGAAAACAGUGCACAAAAACAAAGAGUUCAUUCAAGAGAGAGAGCAACAAGAAAUGCUCGAGAAAGAAACAGACUCCAAGCUUGAAGUCUUGGAGGAAAAACUGAAAAUGCUGCAAAUAACUCAUGAGGAAACACUGCUCAAAAAUAAAGAGAUGCUUCAUGAGAAAGACCAACAGAAAAUACAAAAGGAAGAAAUGGAUUGCAAGCUGAGGAACAUCGAGAAGCAAAAUGAAGGCUUGCAAGUAAUGCUUGAAGAAGCUCUGGAGAGAAAUAAGGAGAUCCUCCAAGACAAGAAACAAGAGCCCGUAGAGCAGAGAGACCUGCAGAGCAAACUCCAAGCCAUGGAGGAAAAAUACAAAGCUCUGCAGGUGAAGCAUGACAAAACUCUGCGCAAAAGUCAACAGUUGCUUCAAGACAAGAAGCAAAUGGAAAUGAAACAGAAGAAAUGGACUCCAAGCUUGACGAGAUGGAGGAAAAACACAGAUUGCUUCAAGUCAGGCUCGAUAAAAAAGUGCACAGAAAUAAAGAGUUCGUUCAAGAGAGAGAGCAACAAGGAAUGCUCGAGAAAGAAACGGACCGCAAGUUUGAAGUCUUGGAGGAAAAAUGCAAAAUGCUCCAAAUAACUCUUGAGGAAACACUGCUCAAAAAUAAAGAGUUGCUUCACGAGAAAGACCAACAGAAAAUACAAAAGGAAGAAAUGGAUUGCAAGCUGAGGAACAUCGAGAAACAAAAUGAAGGCUUGCAAGUAAUACUCGAUGAAGCUCUGGAGAAAAUAAAGAGAUCCUCCAAGACAAGAAACAAGAGCCCGUAGAGCAGAGAGACCUGCAGAGCAAACUCCAAGCCAUGGAGGAAAAAUACAAAGCUCUGCAGGUGAAGCAUGACAAAACUCUGCACAAAAGUCAACAGUUGCUUCAAGACAAGAAGCA
This is a messenger RNA of Oreochromis niloticus (Nile tilapia), 1681 nucleotides long. Its product is annotated as trichohyalin-like. The coding region runs from base 59 to 1378 and encodes 439 amino acids. The record is from RefSeq and is a predicted model, not a curated record. NCBI's taxonomy places the organism in Eukaryota, Metazoa, Chordata, Actinopteri, Cichliformes, Cichlidae. The transcript has a single exon.